Eutrema salsugineum is the source of this 1399-nucleotide messenger RNA. Its product is annotated as presenilin-like protein At2g29900. Gene Ontology annotation, molecular function: aspartic endopeptidase activity, intramembrane cleaving. The record is from RefSeq and is a predicted model, not a curated record. NCBI's taxonomy places the organism in Eukaryota, Viridiplantae, Streptophyta, Magnoliopsida, Brassicales, Brassicaceae. Gene Ontology annotation, cellular component: membrane; nucleus. The coding region runs from base 152 to 1369 and encodes 405 amino acids. Gene Ontology annotation, biological process: protein processing. The transcript has a single exon.
UAAUACUGCAGCCAAAAGGAUGACGUAUUGGGGAGUGACUUGAAAUAUGCUCUGAAAAAUCAUCGGAAUCUGAAAAAGGUUCGUCCUUUGCUUCUUGAUCCUUCAGCUUCAUCAUCGAAUUUGACCGGCGAGAACUGAAAUCUUACCCAAAAUGGAUCGAAACCAAAGACCCAGAAGCAUCCUGGAUUCAUUAGGUGAAGAACUCAUCGGAAUCCUCACGCCUGUCUCGAUAUGUAUGUUCACCGUCGUUCUUCUCGUCUGUGUCCUAAACUCCGACCCAUCUUCCUCCUCCGCCUCUUUCUCCUCCAUAGCCACCGCAGCUUACGCCGAGAGCGAUUCCGAUUCCUCCUGGGACAAAUUCGUAGGCGCCGCCUUGAACUCCCUCGUUUUCGUCGCUGCGAUCACUGUCGCAACGUUCGUCCUCGUGCUUCUCUUCUACCUCAGAUGCGUUAGUUUCCUUAAAUUCUACAUGGGUUUCUCAGCUUUCAUCGUUUUAGGGAACUUAGGUGGAGAAAUCUUAGUCUUGCUCAUUGAUCGUUUCAGAUUCCCAAUAGAUUCCAUCACUUUCCUCAUCCUUCUCUUCAAUCUCUCCGUCGUCGGUGUAUUCGCCGUGUUCAUGUCGAAAUUCUCGAUUUUGAUCACUCAAGGUUACUUAGUUGUGAUCGGGGUCUUAGUCGCUUACUUCUUCACGCUAUUACCUGAAUGGACAACUUGGGUCCUUCUCGUUGCUUUGGCACUCUACGACAUUGCUGCUGUUCUUUUACCUGUUGGUCCAUUACGUCUCCUUGUGGAAAUGGCUAUAUCGAGAGACGAAGAUAUCCCAGCUUUGGUCUACGAAGCAAGACCUGUGAUCCGAAAUGACUCACGUUUGGUUCAGAGGAGAGUUUGGAGAGAACGGAGAUCUAACCAGAAUGGUUCCAAUGAUAUUGAGAACACUAGUCGAGACGAAGUAGUAAGAGUAGUUAGAGCAGAAGCAGAAGAAGAAGAACAUGUGGGUUCGAGUGAGAGAUCAGAGAUAUCUGUGCCAUUGAUUGAUCGUAGUAGACCUGAUCAAGCUGAGAAUUCAGAGACUUUUCUUGAAGGAAUUGGGUUGGGAUCAUCAGGUGCUAUCAAGUUAGGACUUGGGGAUUUCAUCUUCUAUAGUGUUUUGGUUGGAAGAGCUGCGAUGUAUGAUUUGAUGACGGUUUACGCAUGUUACUUGGCGAUCAUUGCCGGUUUAGGUGUCACGUUGAUGCUUCUGUCUGUGUAUCAGAAGGCUUUACCGGCUCUUCCUGUGUCGAUCAUGCUAGGCGUUGUGUUUUACUUUUUGGCGAGGUUAUUACUCGAAGUUUUCGUUGUGCAGUGUUCUUCAAACCUUGUGAUGUUCUGAGGAUGAAUUUGAUGUAAACUUUUGAGUACA